Molecule: messenger RNA, 4957 nt
Organism: Syngnathus acus (greater pipefish)
Lineage: Eukaryota; Metazoa; Chordata; Actinopteri; Syngnathiformes; Syngnathidae
Gene: srgap1a
Product: SLIT-ROBO Rho GTPase activating protein 1a
Exons: 22
Coding region: 474-3809 (1111 amino acids)
Biological process (GO): signal transduction; negative regulation of cell migration
Cellular component (GO): cytoplasm
Molecular function (GO): protein binding
Source: RefSeq, a predicted model, not a curated record
GCCCUGCCGGGAGUUGGAGGGGGAGAAACCUUCCAGGGAGAGCGAGAAGAGGGGGAGGUAUUUGCGUGUGUCUUUACUCUCAACCACUUAAACCGGACACACACUCCAAUUCAAUUCGACUUUAUAGCCUCCUUAUGCGGCUUUUUGGGCACCGCUUUUCUACGCGGUGCUAACUACGAAUGAUGCUCCGCUACUAAGACCCUGAAAACUUACGUGAUUCUAUUUGAUAUUUUUCUUUUUUCUUAGUUCCCUGUGGUAGCAAGAGGCUGCCCUUGGCGCUGUGCGGAUCUAUUGGUUGGAAUCGGAUUGCGCAUCGCCAGAAGGAAGAUUAUCAAUGAAGUGAGCGUUUUCUCCUGGGAACUUAAUCGUUCUGUUAGUCCAGUUUGGGAUGAGUCCCCUUUUGUAACCCCUCGCCUGUUGACAAGCAGUUUAAAAAACAUACACACAUUCGUUCACCAAAAAGCGGACGUAAGAUGUCUUCGCCGAGGUUUAAAAAGGAUAAAGAAAUCAUCGCGGACUACGAGAGUCAAGUGAAAGAGAUCCGGUCCCAGUUAGUGGAGCAGCAGAAAUGCAUGGACCAGCAGACAGACAUGAGGGUCCAGCUGCUGCAGGACCUUCAGGAUUUCUUCCGGAAGAAGGCAGAGAUUGAGAUGGAAUACUCCAGAAACCUUGAGAAACUGGCUGAACGCUUUAUGGCCAAGACUCGCAGCACAAAGGACCACCAACAGUACAAAAAAGACCAGAAUCUACUGUCCCCUGUUAACUGUUGGUACCUGCUGCUGAACCAGGUGAGAAGGGAGAGCAAGGACCACGCAACUCUAAGCGACAUCUACCUGAACAAUGUCAUCAUGAGGUUCAUGCAGAUUAGUGAGGACUCCACACGACUACUUAAGAAGAGCAAGGAAAUUGCAUUUCAGCUCCAGGAAGACUUAAUGAAGGUCCUUAAUGAGCUAUACACGGUGAUGAAGACCUACCACAUGUAUCACUCAGAGAGCAUUAGUGCGGAGAGCAAACUGAAGGAGGCAGAAAAACAAGAGGAGAAGCAGAUUGGUAGGGGAGAUCCAGUUUUCAGCAUCCGCAUGGAGGACAAAUACCAGAAGCGCAACUCUGUGAAGAAGAUUGAGAAGAUGAAGGAGAAGCGUCAAGCCAAAUAUUCAGAGAACAAGUUGAAGUCCGUCAAAGCACGAAAUGAGUACCUCUUGACACUGGAAGCCACCAACUCGGCUUUUUACAAGUACUACAUUCAUGAUCUGUCGGACCUAAUCGAUUGCUGUGAUUUGGGAUACCAUGCCAGUUUGAAUCGAGCCUUACGGACUUACCUGUCAGCUGAAUACAACCUGGAGACGUCUCGCCAUGAGGGUCUUGACAUCAUUGAGAAUGCGGUAGACAGCCUGGACCCAAGAAGUGACAGGCAAAGGUUUAUGGAGAUGUUCCCUACGGCCUUCUGUCCUCCUUCAAAAUUUGAGUUUCAGUCUCACAUGGGUGAUGAGGUGUGUCAGAUCUCAGUGCAGCCACCAGUGAUUGGAGAGCUAAUACUGAGGUUCCAGCAGUUGCAGUCACGCCUGUCUACUCUGAAGAUUGAAAAUGAAGAGGUGAAAAAAACAUCGGAGGCCACUCUCACCACCAUUCAGGACAUGGUGACCAUUGAGGAUUAUGACGUCUCGGAGUGCUUCCACCACAGCAGAUCCACAGAGUCGGUCAGAUCCACUGUUUCAGAGACUUACCUCAGCAAACCGAGCAUUGCGAAGAGGAGGGCCAACCAGCAGGAGACCGAGCAGUUCUACUUUAUGAAAUUCCGUGAGUUUCUGGAGGGCAGCAAUCUCAUCUCCAAACUGCAGGCCAAACACGAUUUGCUGAAGAGGAUGAUUGGUGAAGGCCACAGAGCUGACUACAUGACCACAAGACAUCCCAAUGGGCUGUUCAAAACCCACACUGGCACCAGGCGGGCUAGACCCCGCUCUGUUUUUAAUGUUAGGUUAUUUAAUGGAAAUAUGGAGUCGUAUAUCAAGGACUCUGGGCAAGCUAUUCCUCGCGUGGUUGAAAGCUGCAUUCGUUACAUAAAUUUGUAUGGUCUCCAGCAUCAAGGAAUAUUUCGGGUAUCUGGUUCCCAGCUGGAAGUCAACGACAUUAAAAAUUCAUUUGAAAGAGGAAAUGAUCCUCUGAUAGACGACGAGAGUAAUCAUGACAUCAACUCGGUGGCAGGCGUGCUUAAACUCUACUUCCGUGGCCUGGAGAACCCUCUUUUCCCCAAGGACAGAUUCAGUGAACUGCUGUCCUGCAUCCGAAUAGAUAAUCUGUACGACAGAGCACUGUUCAUUCGGAAGAUCCUCCUGACCAUUCCAAGAUCAGUCCUUGUUGUGAUGCGCUACCUCUUUGCGUUCCUCAACCACUUAUCUCAGUAUAGUGACGAGAACAUGAUGGAUCCGUACAACUUGGCCAUUUGCUUUGGCCCUACACUCAUGCCCACACCGGAGAGCCAGGACCAAGUCUCCUGCCAGGCCCACGUCAACGAGAUCAUCAAGACCAUCAUCAUUCACAAUGAGACAAUCUUUCCAGAUGCCAAAGAACUGGAUGGGCCAAUCUAUGAAAAGUGCAUGGCAGGAGGAGAUUAUUGUGAGAGUCCCUACAGUGAGCAUGGGGUACUGGAGGAGGUUGACAAUGAGGGAGGCACAGAAGCACACACCAGUGAGGAUGAGGGCGAGCCUAUCGAAGCCAUUGCCAAGUUUGAUUACGUUGGGCGCUCUUCAAGAGAAUUGUCCUUCAAGAAGGGUGCCUCACUGCUGCUCUACCAGCGGGCGUCAGAAGACUGGUGGGAGGGGCGACACAACGGCAUAGACGGCCUGGUGCCACACCAAUAUAUCGUGGUCCAGGACAUAGAUGACAACUUCUCGGACACGCUGAGCCAGAAGGCUGACAGUGAGGCCAGCAGCGGCCAUGCCUGCGAGGAUAAAUGCUCAGGAAAAGACAUCAGUUCACCCACUGACACUAGGAUCUCAGAGGCCUUCAUCACCAGGCACAGAAAACGAUUGGACCCGCCGUCCCGCCGCCCCCCUGCCCGCCCUAGUGACAUCCACUGCAUGCUGCAUACCUCUCAGCAAGGUCAUCCCGUACAUGGGAACACUCCCGAGACAGGCUCCCCAGUUCUUGGCCACUUCAGCCCGCGCGACAUUCUCCGGAGCCGUAACCAUUUACCCGCAGACAGCCCAGAGCGUCGGCGCCGAACCGGCCACGGCAGCCUGACUAACAUCAGCCGGCACGAGUCCCUAAAGAAGAUGGAAAGCCCACCCAUUCGUCGCUCCACCUCGUCGGGCCAGUACACGGGUUUUAGUGAAGCCCACCACCAUCAUCACCACCACCACCACCACGGUGGCAAGCCCCUGGACCCGGAGACCAUUGCACAGGACAUCGAAGAAACCAUGAACACUGCUCUAAAUGAGCUACGGGAAUUGGAGCGCCAGAGUUCGGCCAAGCACGCCCCUGACGUGGUGCUGGACACCCUGGAACAGAGACAAGCCCCGGGUGGCGGCGUGGGUCCCACGCCGGCCAGUUCCAGCGAGUCUCUGGGCCCCCCCAUCCACGGUGUCAUGCUGAGGUCCACCGCCAACACAGAGCCACCGUUUCGCCGCAGUGCCGGCUCGACCAACGACAGCGUGAGCACCUUCAAACCCGCCGUGGCGCCCCGCAUGGGCGUGCAGCUCAAGCCGCCCGCUUUGAGACCCAAACCGAUGGUCCUGCCCAAGUCCGGCCAGGUAUCACAGCCUCCUGUCAUGUCAUCUCAAGAUUCUCUGGACAAAUCCUGCACCAUGUAAUGUUUGGGAUGCAAAAGAAGCAGCAUCUUCCACUGGGGCAUGCGACAGAAACUGUAGGCUCCCCACCACUGCUCUGUAGAAUAAAAUCACAGUCCUGAAGUUUGAAAACUAAUGUGAAGUUUAGAAUAGACAAAACACAAAAGCUUCUCUGAGUGCUGUAUCAUUGGAAAAAAAACACUACACAAUGAACUGCGUCACAUGAUACGAUUUGCAUAGAUGUCUUAAAAAUCUGUAUUACUCACAGAAAAUGGGUGAACAUUUGCAGUCAGAAGUCAAAUUAUGUUCACCCAUAAAGACUUUUGUGGAUUUUAGCUUCAUCCUAAAAUUUCACCUGUUAGCCAAUUUAUUGCUAACUUUUGUGAGUACUGUACAUGAAAUAGAAUAUGCACACAAUAUGAUGUGGAAUGCUAAUUUGUAGCUUAGUUGGCAUCCUAGCCAAAGACCAAUUGAAGCAUGGAUGUGGACCUUCUAAUGGAUUGAUGUAUGUACUCUAGUUCCUCUUCAUGGAGACUCUCAGGAGUGCUAUGUAGACCUAAAAAAAAAGGACUUGCUUGUCAAGAUCACAAACACUUGAUGUGUGACAACAAGGAGUUGAAGUCUCUCGUGUCAAUGUGUGCGAUUGUCAUGUAUAGUUCUGUAUUUAAAUCUCAGUAGUGAUUUGGGCGAAUGUUGAAAAUGUAGCCAACAUUAGAACACUACAAACCAUUUAAGAGUGAAUUUGCAGGUUUACGCUGUCAGUGGAUCGACAGACAUUGUGUAUCUAUAUUCGUGAAAAUCUGAAUACCUAGUUUUACUAACGCUCAUUAUUUUUGUAAUCAUUUUUGGUUUCCGAGUAGAUCUGACUAGAGAGCAAACAAUGUAGAGUAAGCAAAACAUCCCUGUGGACAAGUGUGCUUUCCUCAUACGGUAAUAAUAUCGUAAAAUGUACUUGUGAAAGUGCCUUUGAAGAUGUUUCUGGACACGUAUGCAUUCAGUUGUCAUGUGCUGUGAGGACACGCGACAAUAUUUUAGAACUGAGCAGCUCACCCACUGCACAUCGAUGUAUGUAAAUGUAGAUAAGGCAUGUAUGUGACAGCAUAACCGAGAUGCUUGAGGGAUUAUGAACCUCAAAGGAUUUCUUUCUAAUAAAUGAAAUAGUUUGCCCAGUC